Molecule: messenger RNA, 904 nt
Organism: Oxyura jamaicensis (ruddy duck)
Lineage: Eukaryota; Metazoa; Chordata; Aves; Anseriformes; Anatidae
Gene: GATD3
Product: glutamine amidotransferase like class 1 domain containing 3A
Exons: 7
Coding region: 101-880 (259 amino acids)
Cellular component (GO): mitochondrion
Source: RefSeq, a predicted model, not a curated record
CUCCUCUCCUCCAGAGGGAGCCACCACCACCGCCGCCGAGGGCGCAGCGGCCUGCAGGCCCGGCUCCCCGCACACCGCCCGGCUCCCCGCACCCGCGGCCAUGUUGGCCGCCUGCGGGCCGCCAUUCCGCGCCGCGCUGCGCCGGGCGGCGCCCCCCGGCCUCGCCUCCUUCCACAGCUCCGCCCGGCGGCCCCGCGGCGCCCGCGUCGCCGUGGUCCUGUCUGGUUGUGGUGUCUACGAUGGCACAGAAAUCCAUGAGGCCUCAGCCAUACUGGUACACCUUAGUCGUGGGGGGGCUGAGGUUCAGAUGUAUGCUCCAGAUGUUCCUCAAAUGCAUGUUGUUGACCACAGUAAAGGGCAACCAGCUGAAGCUGAGUCAAGGAAUGUUUUAGUGGAAUCUGCAAGGAUUGCUCGUGGUAAAAUCACAAGCCUGGCUAAACUUACUACAGCAGACCAUGAUGCUGUGAUAUUCCCUGGUGGAUUUGGAGCUGCUAAGAACUUAUCUACCUUUGCCGUUGAUGGGAAAGAUUGCAAGGUGAAUAGAGAAGUUGAACGUGUCUUGAAAGACUUCCACAAAGCAGGCAAACCUAUUGGUCUUUGCUGCAUUUCACCAGUCUUGGCAGCAAAGGUUCUUUCUGGCACUGAAGUAACCGUGGGCCAUGAAGAAGAGGAAGGUGGCAAGUGGCCUUACGCUGGAACUGCGGGAGCCAUUAAAGAGCUGGGAGGAAAGCACUGCGUGAAAGAAGUGACUGAAGCUCAUGUGGAUACAGAAAACAAGGUGGUGACCACCCCAGCAUUUAUGUGUGAAACAGAAUUACAUAAUAUCUUCGACGGCAUUGGGGCCAUGGUAAAGAAUGUGUUAAAAUUAACUGGCAAAUAGAGUGACCGUUUUUAACACAAAAAA